Molecule: messenger RNA, 683 nt
Organism: Gossypium raimondii (Peruvian cotton)
Lineage: Eukaryota; Viridiplantae; Streptophyta; Magnoliopsida; Malvales; Malvaceae
Product: NADH dehydrogenase [ubiquinone] 1 beta subcomplex subunit 9
Exons: 6
Coding region: 87-440 (117 amino acids)
Biological process (GO): mitochondrial electron transport, NADH to ubiquinone
Source: RefSeq, a predicted model, not a curated record
CAUCAACACUUCCCCUACCAGGAGCAGAGUAGGAAGAGCCAGAGAAAGAAGAGUCCAGAAUCUGGGAAAAAGCAAAAGCAGCCGAAAUGAGCGGAGCCACGACGGCGGCGUAUUUUGCUCGAAGAGCAGCUCAGAAAGAGAGGGUUAGGAUUCUCUACCGCCGUGCCCUCAAAGAUACCCUCAAUUGGGCCGUCCAUCGCCACCUCUUCUAUCAAGAUGCCUCUGAUCUUCGCGAAAAAUUCGAAGCCAACAAGCAUGUGGAAGAUCUUGACACAAUCGACAAAAUGAUAGCUGCAGGUGAAGCAACCUAUAAUAAGUGGCGGCAUCCUGAUCCUUAUAUUGUUCCUUGGGCUCCUGGUGGUUCCAAGUUCACUCGAAACCCUGUCCCACCAUCUGGGAUUGAGAUUUUAUAUGAUUAUGGUAAAGAAGAAAAUGAUUAAAACAUGAUCUUUUCUACCCCAACAAAUAAAGGUCUAGAGACUCCUUGGGGGAUCAAAUGGCAGCAACUCUUAUUCAUCCCAGUGAAAAGUGAUGAAGCUUUAAUAACAUUAAUGUUGAUGCUCCUUUUGACUUAAUUGUUGUGUCUGGUUUAUGAUAUGAGAUCAUUGCUCAGAUUGAAAGUACCAAAUGGUUGUUGACAUUUGCAUAGUAAUACUAUGAUCAUGAAUCCUUUUUUGUCAAAA